UCUAAUUUCAUCCGAAAACAAAUGAUUUCAUCUGACCUUAACGAUUUCUGCGCAUACACAUCUAUAAACUAUGAUGCCUACGUAUUAAAAGAUUCUUUGUAAUCUGGUGAUGUGUGAAAAUGUGGUGCUGGACUCCCUGUCGGAUCGGAUACAGUGUGCUGAUCAUAAUAAUGCCGAUAUUUUCCAGACCUACAGCAGAUGAGAAGCGAGAAGUUGCAAGUAGAAUCGAUUGAAAUGAUAGGGCUCGUGACGUAAUGUGAGUGCGUGAUUUGAUGGAGAAUGCAAGAAGGGGAGAUCUCUAGUUACAUCAAGUGCACUUUUGUUAUGUGAACGUUUCUGGAACUGAAAGUGAAAAUCGAAUAAUUUUCUGCUCUAAUUUUUCGCAAUCGCAGUACGAAAAUGUAUCAGCUCUUGAGUUGUCUCAAAGAAUAUUUUAAAGUCCAGGAAGUCACCACCGACUGUUCCAUGUUUCGUUUUCAUUGCAUUUUAACAACGGUGUUAUUGUUGACGUGCAGUCUUGUGAUAACGGGGGAUCAGUUGGUCGGUAAACCGAUAGAAUGUAUCACAGGGGAUGGCGUACCUAACAAAGUGGUCAACACUUAUUGUUGGAUUUCUUCAACUUUUACCAUGCCAGAUGCAUUUAAAAGACAGGUUGGAAAAGAAGUAGCACAUCCGGGUAUCGCAAAUGAUUUUGACGAUGAAGAUGCUCAAAAGUACUACACCUACUACCAAUGGGUCUGCUUUGUCUUGUUCUUUCAGGGACUAGCUUGUUACACUCCUAAAUUCCUAUGGGAUAUUUGGGAAGGUGGACUUAUGAAAACCUUAGUUAUGGGAUUGCAUAUAGGCAUCUGCCAUGAAAAAGAAAAGAAGACGAAGAAAAAAAUUUUAAUCGAAUAUUUAAUGCAGCAUUUAAAGGUAAUUUUUAAUUUCCAUUUCUAUCAGUAAACCCAUUUCUUUAUAUACACUAGUAGUGAAUUGAGAACUGAACACAGGGAUAUUUUAUUAAAUGCAAUCAUCAAAUUGCGGUAUCAUCAUUUGAAGAAUACGACCUGGUAUAGGAAAAUCUUGUUAUAAUUAAUUAUGUAAUAUACACAAAUCCACUAACUACAAUUUAAAGCGUUUAGGGAGUGUUAUGCUUUAUUUAAAAAAGAUUUUAAAAGUUCGGUUAGUUUAGGACAGUUUCCAGAGAGGCAGGUAAGAUUUUCAAAUAAACGUGGUUGAAAAAACUUUGUAAAAUCUGUAACUUUAAUCCUUUUCAACACAUUUUUCCACCACGGUGUCGAACAUAAAAUUCUUAGAAUAACUGCACAAAAAGAAUCGUGGAUAUUUCAUUUGUAAAUGGCAAGACAUUGACCUAAGUAAUGGUUGAGAUUUAGUAAUUACUUUAAUGAAUAGGUCAAAGGAACACUGGAUUUGUUUGACGUAGGAUACAUGUAGAUGGUGUUUCAUUGUGUCUUAAAAUGUCAUUUUCACUUAACUGUUCGCGCUUGUUCAAUUAUGUAUUUUAAUGCAACGUCGACAUUAUUUAAUUAUGUUAUGUCCACUAGGACAAAGGCAGACAGGAAACACUUUUAUCAGGGUAAUAAAGCAAAAUUUCCUUACA
This is a messenger RNA of Agrilus planipennis (emerald ash borer), 1603 nucleotides long. Its product is annotated as innexin inx1. Gene Ontology annotation, cellular component: gap junction; plasma membrane. The transcript is spliced from 3 exons. NCBI's taxonomy places the organism in Eukaryota, Metazoa, Arthropoda, Insecta, Coleoptera, Buprestidae. Bases 400 to 945 code for a protein of 181 amino acids. The record is from RefSeq and is a predicted model, not a curated record. Gene Ontology annotation, molecular function: gap junction channel activity.